UUGUCUAAUGGCGAUGUUCACAGUUUUGAAAAAUAUCAUAUAUCAGCAGGCUUGCCGUUAACUAGAUCAGAAAGUACCGAUGGUAAAAAAAAAUUACCAAAUGGUAUGUACAGGGUGCAUCGUAUAAUGACGGAGGAAGAAUUGGCGCAGGGUAAAGAACCUCGAUGGACUGAACUAGAGAUACGAGGUCGGAAUCUCAGUCCAUUUUUAUGGGAAAUGAGAUGCCUUACUGCACUUUUCUUGUACGGAAAUCAUCUUACAAGAAUUCCGGGUGAUAUUUCAAAAUUGGAGAAUUUGAAAGUCUUGGAUUUGUCUGAUAAUAAACUACGUAGCCUGCCAGCCGAAUUAGGCGAUAUGAUCUCUUUAUGUCACCUUUACCUCAAUAGUAAUCAAAUAAGAGUCCUGCCUUAUGAGUUGGGCAAGCUUUUUCGUUUGCAAACUCUUGAUCUUCGAGCAAAUCCACUUUCUCCCGAGAUCAAUAAAAUAUACUAUGAAUCUGGGCCUCAAAAACUGCUUCGUUUUUUGUUAGAUCAUUUGGCAAUUAACACGGCAUUACCUCCAGAUCGUCAGUGGAUCAUGAUAAGACAUGCGGAUCCAGAAAGACCAAUCGCAACAUUUACGGUGCUCUGCUAUAAUGUUUUAUGUGAUAAAUAUGCUACAAGUAACCUCUAUUCUUAUUGUCCUUCAUGGGCUUUAAAUUGGACGUAUCGAAAAACUUCGAUUCUAAAAGAGAUCCGACAUUACGAAGCUGAUAUUAUCACACUUCAAGAAGUGGAAACAGAGCAAUUCCGUUGUCUUUUUCAACCAGAGCUUGAGCAGAUAGGUUAUGCGGGCAUAUUUUCACCCAAGUCGCGCGCUAAAACAAUGGGGGAAGAGGAACGGAAGUUUGUUGAUGGUUGUGCUAUCUUCUGGAAGUAUGACAAAUUUGAGCUGGAAAAGGAACAUCUUGUGGAGUUUACGCAAAUAGCCAUCAAAAAAGCUCCAACAAGUGAAAAGAUGUUGAAUCGUGUCAUGCCAAAGGACAACAUUGCUCUCUGUGCUGUUUUCAGAGUGAAGGAAAACGUUUACCUAUUUAACUUUGUAGGACAAAUGACUAUGGCACCAAACGACAAUGUAGUUGGAAAUCCACUUGUGGUGAGCACGGCACACAUUCACUGGGAUCCGGAAUUUUGUGACGUCAAACUAGUCCAAUCGAUGAUGUUGGUUCAUGAGAUCAAUAUUUUGCUUGACGAAAUAGCAGAAAAAUGCCGUAUAUCACCACAACAGAUACCCGUCUUGAUUUGUGGUGACUUCAAUUCGCUUCCAGAAUCAGGAGUCGUGGAGUUUCUUUCAAAAGGAGCUAUUUCAAAAGAACAUCCAGAUUUGAAAGAUUUUCGUCAAGACCAUUGUAUUGCACGUUUUAGUGCGACUGAUGACCCGACUGUCUAUACUCAUGGACUUCGUCUUGAUUGCGCUGUGGAUCCAAACUCCAUGCCGUUUACAAAUUAUACGCUUGAAUUUAGGGGUGUCAUCGAUUACAUCUUCUCAACACCACAGUCAUUAGCUCGUUUAGGAGUACUGGGGCCAUUAAGUAUGGAAUGGGUGCAGACAAAUAAAAUAAUCGGUUUUCCACAUCCCCAUGUACCUUCAGAUCAUAUACCAAUCAUGGCACAAUAUGCUAUCAUUCCAACGGGCCAUCAGCGUAUCCAACCAGUUAUCCAUCAUUUUGGUAACAGUCAUUCCAGUUCUUUUGGUGCUGUUGGUCGAUAA
Molecule: messenger RNA, 1749 nt
Organism: Thelazia callipaeda (thelaziosis nematode)
Lineage: Eukaryota; Metazoa; Nematoda; Chromadorea; Rhabditida; Thelaziidae
Source: the annotation of a GenBank genome assembly